ACAAAGUCAUUGGCCAUCUCAACGGAACAGUCACGCGAUCCCGAGAUCAUUCAUUAAUUUAUUCUAAAUCAUAAGUAAUCCGUUAUUUUAUCGAGGAAUUUAUUAUUUUAAUCGUUUAAUAAAAUGUCACGAGUAUUUAGAUCUAUAAUUUAGUAAAUUAAAACAGUUUUUAUUAAAUUAAAAGUUAAAAUAAAAUAAAUAUCAAGAUAAUUGAUCGCUGGUACCAAGAGUUCGGGAAUACAGAAGAUUAUUUAGUUCUUCGGUCGCUUUAAUUGCAUUUAUUAUUUGAUUUGAUUUAACACGGAGUUAAUCUGAAACGCAUCAAGAUGGUGAAGCAAUCGCCCAAGAUGACGAAGCUCGUCGUCUCGGCUAUCAAGAACCUCCGCGAUGUCCAGGGGUCUACCACCAAGGAUAUCCUGAAUUAUGUCAUGAAAGAAUAUAAUUCGGAGCCUUCGCUCGAGCGGCGGUUACGAACAGCGCUGAAGCGAGGCAUCGACUACGGCAUCCUCGUGAAGAAGGGCCCGCACUACCUCCUGAACACCGAGCCAGAGAUGUCGGUGGCCGAGCAAGCCCCGAUGGAGCGCGGGGGCCGCAGACGAAGACGAGGAAGAAAAGGUCGCCGGGGAAAGAAAGGAGGUCGCCGUGGCCGCGGCCGCAAGCGUCGCGGAGGAAGACGCAAGCGCGGAGGAAAAUCUCGCGGGCGCAGGCGCCGUAGCCGUCGCAGGAGACGCGGAGGUCGCGGAAAGACGAUGAGGAAGCGCGGAGGAGUCGACGACGUGGACAUGCUCCGCAAGGAGCUCUUCGAGGCCGCCCCCGCAGUCGCCCACGGAGACCCCGACGCCCCUGUUGGACCCCAGACCUACGAUCGCCCCCGAAGUCGCAGUAGAUCCCGACAGAGCCGCAGCAGAAGUCGAAGCAGAUCCUCUGGCAGCAGCGACCGAGAGAACCACGAUUCCCGACUACAGGCCGACUGAUUUUUUUUUUAUAAAUAACCUUUUACAUUUUUUAUCACCUGUACACUUUUUUUAUCACCCCCGUCUUGUUGACAAUUUUUUUAGCCUCGAU
Molecule: messenger RNA, 1065 nt
Organism: Cotesia glomerata
Lineage: Eukaryota; Metazoa; Arthropoda; Insecta; Hymenoptera; Braconidae
Product: pre-mRNA-splicing factor 38B-like
Exons: 2
Coding region: 327-974 (215 amino acids)
Biological process (GO): nucleosome assembly
Cellular component (GO): nucleosome
Molecular function (GO): DNA binding
Source: RefSeq, a predicted model, not a curated record